Molecule: messenger RNA, 2852 nt
Organism: Symbiodinium necroappetens
Lineage: Eukaryota; Dinophyceae; Suessiales; Symbiodiniaceae
Source: the annotation of a GenBank genome assembly
GACUUUUGCUCCGGCCGCUUGCACGCGACGAGCUGAGGGUGCAAGCCCCAGACGGCCGCUGGUACGUUUGGAGCAGGGAAACCAAAACUGCAUACCCAGAGAUUCCCGACGAGCUUAAUCUGGGCUCCGUGCCACUCAUCAUCUCAAUCACAGAUCAAGGUCCGUGCAAUGUCAGUGCUCUUAACUAUUGCAUGUACAGCACCCAAGCCAUCAUGCUGCACUCCCAGUACGAUCCUUACCACCGUGGCUGGAACGACAUUAAACUGGCGGCCAAAAGAACUACAAGUCGAGCCUGGAAGAAAAUCCUUGAGCUGACGUUGGUAGCCAACCUGAGCUACGGCCCUUACGGGACGAGUCAGUUCUUUUAUAAGAAGGUCGCGCGCUUGAACGAAUUCCUGUCGAGCAAUUCCUGCAGUUCGCCGCUGUGGACAGAGCAUCUUCACCUUAUUUGUCGUGAACAACGGAUAUCCGAACCCCGCACGCGAGAAGAUUCGCAGCGGCUGUUUGAUGACCUUCGGACUGUGCCAGCAUUUUGCUCGAAGGGGCCUUUGAUUAAGUUGAUGAGAUGGUUCAGCUGGUUCGAAUCAAUGGCAUUUCUCGAAGGCUCUUUUUACUUGCACAAGAUGCUGCUUCAGCAAUCUCCUGACGACGACGAAGACAAUCCAGACGACAAGCUGCCUCAAGAGUCUGACCCGGCCAGAGAGCUACAGCGGCUCAAGGCGAAGCAAGGCUCCUGGAAGCUGGCACCUCGGUUGAUCACCAGUCACUCACUGGCUGUCAAGGAUGCCAUAAUGGCUGUCGGGAAGGCGACCUGGAAGCAUCAUGCUGCCAGAGCCAGGGAGGUCACGAACAGCAUGCAGGUUAUGGCCUUCAACAUCUCCUGUGCAGGAGCUCAUAUUUCAGUCGCAGAAGCUGCCGAACGGGAAGGCCAUCCCAUCCAGGCCCUUGAGUACAUGCAUUGGCGGCUCAGCCCUGCUGUAAGACUUCUCUUUCUCGCAUUCGAGGAGGACCGACGCCUUGGCAUCGAGGGCUCCGAACAGUCGCAUGCCAAGAGGCUGCAGACCGUCUUCGCGAAGCAUGUGGGCGACAGUCGCUUGAUAGAAAAUGCACACCAGCAUGCCAAGGACAUCUUUCGUGCCAGCAAGCAGAAUACGUUCUCAAAUACGGCGCUUUUUUCGAAGAUCUUGGGCUCCGGUGUCUUGGAGCAGAGGGGCCUGGAUGUGGUGAAGAGCUCGAUGGCUGACAAAGUGUUGUCGCCAGCUCCAAAAACUAGCAAGCAGCUGCCUGUUGCCCAACUCAUGAGGGCAUCUUCCCACAAGCUUCCCAAAGAAAUGCAGGAGCUGAUGGUACAGAAACGGAAGGCAGAAGCUUUCCCAUCGCCUUCGCCGUCGGCUCUCUUCCAAAGUGCAGCAGCAACUGAGUGGCUCUGGUACUACUGGGCAGCACGGCAAGAGGAUACAUUGCCUGCAUCAGUGCACGCGAACAGUUCUUGGAUCUCCGUUUUUGCAACGCCCGGCUCCUGUGUGGCCCAACAAUCCACUGCAAGCUUGAUGAAAGUCGUUGCCUCCGCAGAGUUUGGAUUUCUGGCUUGGGAGCUGGAGGUUCGAAGGCGAUCCGACGGCGGCAGCCACUUUGUCUGCAUGCCUCGCAGGUCUGCUCUAGCUUGGAGACAUAUCACUGCCUUGGAGGACUGGGCUGUCGUUCCUACGAAGCCUGUGCUACUUCACGCGGAGCUCGGGCCUGUGGGAUGGGAGCAGUCUGGGCCUGCCAUGUCUUUGCAGGCAAAUCUCUGCUUGAGAGGGCUGCCGAUCACAGUCCAGCAGAUGAAGGAUCUCAUCGUUUUGCUGGGCGGUGCCAGGCCUAAAGGGAACGCGAGCAGAAAGAUGCUGGAGGAGGUUCUCUGGCAACUUUCCUUUCUUCCCGAGGAUGUGGAGCAAGCCAAAAAGUCUGUUACUGGAGCUUCUGCGAUGGAUGAAGAGGACAUCGACUCCCAAUUCAGUGAAGUGCUGAGUGAGCUCGUGGAGGACGAGGCAAACAAGACGGAACUGAAGGAGCUGACUGCCAUCAAGAAGAAAGCCAGGAUCAAGCGACAGAUGGAUGUCCCACUACAAGAUGAGCCUGUUCAAAAGAAGAAAAAAGGAAAGGGCAAAGGCAAGGGCCGUGGCCGAGGCAAAGUGAAGCGAGAGGGCACCGCUGCCCCUGUGAAGCGAGGGCUUGUGGAUAGCCUUGUGAAAAGAGCACGCAAACGCUGCAAACUGCAAGCUGGUCAAGGGCCGCCGGCAGAAUCACAGAAGCAUUUGGAACCACAUGCUCCAGCCGAUCCUGUGGAUCCCAGGGCUGCAGAGGCAGCUGCAGCUGCACCCCCCGAACCAGCAGCUCCUGCAGAACCUUCGUCGUCUGUGCCAGCAGCUCCUGCAGAACCUUCGUCGUCUGUGCCGGCCGAACGGCAUGCAGCUGGCUCCAGGGGCCCGACAAUCUACAGAUCGCCGGAGCACAUUCUGGCAAGAAUCUGUCCCCCCGGCUGCACCAUCGGAUUAAACCAUCAGGACCAUCGCUGGACCAGCAGGUUUUUUUCUGAGAGUGAAGUCCUCAGAGGCAGCACGUACUCGCAGAAAACUUUUGAUCGCGCUUUUGCUGUGAAACGGACGUGGGAAAGUGCCCUUGCCUUGGUUCACAAGCACAACUGGGAGAAGUGGAAUCUCAUCAAGCAUGAUCAACCGUUGCCGCCAGACAUGCAGCAGCAAGAACCUGGAGUUGUGCCGGGGGAUGUUUUGACUGCCUUGAGACCCAUCAUCGCCGACUUGCCGCCUCCGACGAAGAGACGCGAUCGCGAGACACAAGCCGAUGAGUAA